CGAGCAGCAGACCACAGCUGACCACAGACAUCCUGAGACGGAAGCUCCCUUUACACCCGUGAACUUCACUCUUCCACACACCAAACCAGCCUAAACAGAGCAAAUGGAGUACCAGAGCAGCGCAGACAUGAACGGCGUGUGCAGCAGCAAGCUGGUCACAGAGUACCUGUGCCGAAACGGCUUCGGCGAGCUGACCAUCGAGUCCAAGAAGCUGCCCGUCCAGGACCAGAGCGAGACGUCCCGGAAGAAGGCGGAGGACGAGUCUCGGCUGCCGGCGCUGGAGGCUGCCUACACGACCAUCCUGCGCGGCCUGGGUGAGAACACGGAGCGCCAGGGGCUCCUGAGGACACCGCUGCGCGCGGCCAAAGCCAUGCAGUUCCUCACCAAGGGCUACCACGAGACCAUAUACGACAUCCUUAAUGAUGCCAUCUUUGAUGAAGAUCACGACGAGAUGGUUAUAGUCAAAGACAUCGACAUGUUCUCCCUCUGUGAACACCACCUAGUACCAUUCUUUGGCAAGGUUCACAUAGGAUAUUUGCCAAGUAAAAAAGUGGUUGGCCUUAGUAAGCUUGCCAGGAUUGUGGAAAUCUACAGCCGCAGACUUCAAGUACAAGAGCGUUUGACAAAGCAAAUCGCCAUGGCAAUCUCUGAGGCCUUGCAGCCAGCAGGAGUAGCUGUAGUCAUUGAGGCAGCUCACAUGUGCAUGGUCAUGCGUGGAGUCCAGAAGAUGAACAGCCGCACGGUGACCAGUACCAUGCUGGGAGUGUUCAGGGAAGACCCAAAAACCCGGGAGGAGUUCCUGGCCCUGAGCAAGAACUCAUAGUACCAACCGCUCUGUUCUGCCGAUCUCCUCAAACCUGAGCAGCACCUCUGUAGAGCAACUCUGGCAAUGCAAACUGAGCUUUACUGAGCCGAGCCAUGCCAUACACCUCUGAUGAUACAACUCAUGCUUUGGUGACUCACGACAACUCAAAUCAGUGCUUGCUUUUAGGGCAAGUAUUUGUAGGUUCCUGAAAAAUCAAUACCUAUAAAACUUUUUAUGGUGCUUUUAGAUCCUUACUGAGCCAGAGCUUUAAAGCUGGCCAUCAGCCACCUAGUUCCAUUUUCAAUGUACUGUAUUGCCUACAGCAGAACCUCAGGUGUCCUCACUGAUUGUUACCAGCACCACUCUAUCCAAUCUAAUGGACGAAAUAAUGAAUAUUACCUGUCAUACAUCACCUCAAUCAUAAGUAGUGCUUGGGAGUUUUAGAGCUAAACUCUGAAAUGCUUUUUGGUUCACUAUUAUUAAUUAUUUACUUUUAUGAUCUACAUAGCUUUGUGAAUUUUAUAAUGUUAUCCAAUAAAGCUCUUGCCAUAUACAGAUCAUUUGAAUUAUAGCUGCCUUAAAGACUGACAAAUGAAUUAUUUUUGCCUUCAUAUUAAGUUCAUUUAGUGAUCAUGCAGUGUUCUUGCCUCCAUUGUCUUUCUGUCAUUGUCAUUGACUCUUUGCAGGCGACUGUUUGAGUAUCUUACUUAUUACUGCAUUUGUGGCAUCUGCAAAUGCACACAAAACCAUUUUAAUUGUAUCUUGACAAACCUGGUAGUGCAGACCACACAGGACUUGUUCAAGAUGAAGCACUUGUAAUAUUUCUGUAUAUUAUGCGAGUUCCCUAUUUAAAUAUGUUAUACAGAAUCACAGGCCCUUUGAAACCAGCAUCUGAAUGAAUAACCUUCUGCCUUUAGAUACAUGCAUGGAGCCUGAAGACAUUUUCACAGCAAACUGGUGUGACAGAAAGAACUGGUAUAUAUUUUGUAGUGUAUACGAAGACCAAUGAUUUAGUGUCAAUUUCUGUCCUCUGCACAAUCUUUUGAUGAAAUUGAAGCACAUGUGGUGUUUGGUUUAAAUCUGAGCCAUGUAUUCCUGUGAAAUGUUAUUGUAAUUAAUACAUACGCUGUAACUUGUGCAGACUACAUAAAAGUUUUCUGCUGUUGUUGUACUGCCAUUGAAAUAUUGUGCAUUACUAAGUUACUGUCUAGUUAGGUUACAUUGUUAAAAUAAAACCCUGUAAUAUAUUCCCAAAAUAAUUAAAUGCUGUUAUGAAAUA
Messenger RNA from Pygocentrus nattereri (red-bellied piranha), 2084 nucleotides. RefSeq names its product GTP cyclohydrolase 2 (gene gch2). The record is from RefSeq and is a predicted model, not a curated record. Gene Ontology annotation, molecular function: zinc ion binding; GTP cyclohydrolase I activity; GTP binding. NCBI's taxonomy places the organism in Eukaryota, Metazoa, Chordata, Actinopteri, Characiformes, Serrasalmidae. The transcript has 6 exons. The coding region runs from base 104 to 823 and encodes 239 amino acids. Gene Ontology annotation, biological process: tetrahydrobiopterin biosynthetic process; tetrahydrofolate biosynthetic process. Gene Ontology annotation, cellular component: cytoplasm.